Messenger RNA from Triticum aestivum (bread wheat), 524 nucleotides. RefSeq lists its product as uncharacterized. The coding region runs from base 136 to 360 and encodes 74 amino acids. The record is from RefSeq and is a predicted model, not a curated record. The transcript has a single exon. Lineage: Eukaryota; Viridiplantae; Streptophyta; Magnoliopsida; Poales; Poaceae.
GCACCAUGGCUCCAUCACCAACAGCAGACAGCUGCUAGUAGAACGAACACGCCUGAGCGAGCAAUCAACCACCGAAAAUCGAUCGAAGAAACAGAGACUUAUUAGCUCUUGAGCAGCAAGUAGAGGAGAGCAGCGAUGGCGUUCGUGCCUGGGUGCGUGCAGUGCGGGACGCGGAGCAACCCGUGCCGGUGCAAGGUCGUCGGGCCGACGCUGGGAUUCGUUGCCUUCGUGGUGACCGGCGUGGUGGAGUGGCCGCUGGGCGCGGCGGUGUACCUGUUCCGCCGCCGCAAGGGACGCCGCAUCAUGGGACACCCGGCCAGGGUCGUCUACCCGCGCGUCACCACGGCCAUCCCCAUCUAAUCCUGAAUUACUGAUCCUAAUUUCAUAAACCAGUAACCUGGUCCGUCAGCUUGUGUUCAUUGCUGUGAUUCAAUAAAAGGGCGGGGUGUCGGUGUGUGCUUGUGUUGUAAACUUGUAAUCUAAGCCAUUGGCCGUGUAUUUUCGUUUUGCUGUGUGUCAGUGCA